This is a messenger RNA of Lasiodiplodia theobromae, 1602 nucleotides long. RefSeq names its product Inositol-3-phosphate synthase. Lineage: Eukaryota; Fungi; Ascomycota; Dothideomycetes; Botryosphaeriales; Botryosphaeriaceae. Gene Ontology annotation, biological process: phospholipid biosynthetic process; inositol biosynthetic process. Bases 1 to 1602 code for a protein of 533 amino acids. Gene Ontology annotation, cellular component: cytoplasm. The transcript is spliced from 2 exons. Gene Ontology annotation, molecular function: inositol-3-phosphate synthase activity. The record is from RefSeq and is a predicted model, not a curated record.
AUGGCACCUCACGCUGAAGUCGGCUAUGCGAAGGGGGAUGGAAAGUGGUCUUCAAGCGCCACGCCCAAGGAGGCGUUCGUCGUCAACUCGCCCAACGUCACGUACUCGGACGCGGAAAUCAAGAGCCGCUACACUUAUCGCACCACCGAGGUCACGACCAAGGAUGGUAAGUUCGUUGCCACGCCCAAGGAGACGGUGUACGACUUCAAGGUGGACCGCACGGUCCCCAAGGUCGGCAUGAUGCUCGUGGGCUUGGGCGGCAACAACGGUACCACCGUGACUGCUGGCAUCCUCGCCAACAAGCGCGGCCUCGUCUGGGAUACUCGCGAGGGUCCGCGUGCUGCCAACUACUACGGCUCCAUGGUCAUGGCCUCCACCAUCAAGCUCGGUACCGACCCCAAGACCGGCAAGGAAAUCAACAUCCCGUUCAACCACCUGCUCCCGAUGGUCCACCCCAACGAUCUUGUCGUUGGCGGCUGGGACAUCAGCGGCAUGAACUUGGCGGAUGCUGCUGACCGCGCCUGCGUCUUGGAGCCGACUCUCAAGAACAUGGUGCGCAAGGAGAUGGCUUCCAUCAAGCCUCUUCCUAGCAUCUACUACCCGGAUUUCAUCGCUGCAAACCAAGAGGCUCGCGCUGACAACGUUCUGCCCGGUACCAAGGCUUGCUGGGAGCAUGUUGAGCAGAUUCGCAAGGACAUUCGUGAUUUCAAGGCUGCCAACGGUCUUGACAAAGUGAUUGUUCAGUGGACUGCCAACACCGAGCGCUAUGCGGAGAUUCUGCCUGGCGUCAACGACACGGCCGAGAACCUGCUCAAGGCUAUCAAGGAGGGCCACGAGGAGGUUUCUCCCUCGACCGUCUUUGCUGUUGCCUGCAUUCUCGACCAGGUUCCCUUCAUCAACGGCUCGCCCCAGAACACUUUCGUUCCUGGCGCCGUUGAGCUGGCCGAGAAGCACAAUGCCUUUGUCGGUGGUGAUGACUUCAAGUCUGGCCAGACCAAGAUGAAGUCUGCCCUGGUUGACUUCAUGAUCAACGCCGGCAUCAAGCUCACCAGCAUUGCCUCGUACAACCAUCUCGGCAACAAUGACGGCAUGAACCUGAGCAGCCAGAAGCAGUUCCGCAGCAAGGAAAUCAGCAAGUCCAACGUUGUCGACGAUAUGGUGGCCGCCAACAAUGUGCUGUACGAGGAGGGUGAACACCCCGACCACUGCGUCGUGAUCAAAUACAUGCCUGCGGUUGGCGACAAUAAGCGUGCGCUGGACGAGUACUACGCCGAGAUCUUCAUGGGCGGACACCAGACCAUCAGCAUCUUCAACGUGUGCGAGGACUCGCUCCUGGCCAGUCCGUUGAUCAUCGAUCUCGUCCUCGUCGCCGAGAUGAUGACGCGCAUCCAGUGGAAGACUGCUGAUACUGAGUACGCUGGGUUCCACAGUGUUCUGAGCAUCUUGAGCUUCAUGCUUAAGGCCCCGGUCACUCCCCCGGGUACGCCGGUGGUCAACGCGUUGGCCAAGCAGCGUAACGCUAUGAUGAACAUCUUCCGUGCUUGCGUCGGUCUCGAGCCCGAGAACGACAUGACGCUUGAGCACAAGCUGUUCGCUCAUUAA